AAGUUCUUUUGCGAACGAUGAGAGGCCUUUAUGCCGUUGUGGGAGACGCCUUCGUCAUCUCAUUUUAGCCACAAUCUAAAAUAGAAGAUCACUCCUCCAAACAAUUUGCAGAUUAUUCAAUGAAAUGAAUUCACCAAAUCUCUCUUAUUGUCCUUCAAUACUCUCUUUCUCUGGCACCAAACUUUUCCCUACAAAUUUAGGAUCCAAUCCUAAAUCAAAAUCCCUAUUCUUAAAACCCUUUUCAGCAAUCCCCAAAAGUUCAACAUUUCUCCAAUCAAAAGAGCUGUACUUUACUAAAACAAAUCAUUUUGGGAGGAAAUCAAGAAAUAUUCAGUGCUCUUUUUCUGGAUUUAAUUUGGGUAGUUUUGAAGGUCCUCAAUCUGUAAUUGAAGCAGCUGCUGUACUCACAGCAAUCAUUGUUGUUCAUGAAAGUGGUCAUUUUUUAGCUGCCUAUCUUCAGGGCAUACAUGUAAGUAAAUUUGCAGUUGGGUUUGGUCCUAUUUUAGCAAAAUUUAAUGCAGAUAAUGUAGAGUAUUCACUUAGAGCAAUUCCUCUUGGUGGUUUUGUGGGUUUUCCUGAUAAUGAUCCCGACAGUGAAAUACCAGUAGAUGAUGAAAAUUUACUCAAAAAUAGACCUAUAUUUGAUAGAAUAUUGGUUGUUUCAGCUGGUGUAAUUGCCAAUAUAAUCUUUGCUUUUAUCAUUAUAUUUGUUCAAAUUAUAUCUGUUGGUCUGCCUGUGCAAGAAGCUUUUCCUGGUGUCCUUGUUCCUGAUGUACGCCCACUUUCAGCAGCAUCUAGAGAUGGGUUACUUAAUGGUGAUGUGAUUCUCUCUGUGAAUGGCCUCGAAUUGUCGAAAACCGGCCCUAAAACAGUUAAUGAAGUUGUUGAUGCUAUCAAGAAUAGUCCUAGUAGAAAAGUGGUUCUUAAAAUUCAUAGGGGACAACAGGAUUUUGAUUUGAAAAUAACGCCAGAUAAGAGUUCUGAUGGAACUGGUAGAAUUGGUGUACAAUUGUCUCCCAAUGUUAGUAUUGUAAAGGUUAAACCAGAUAAUAUAAUUCAAGCUUUGAACUUUACUGGAAAAGAAUUUUGGGGUUUGUCUAAAAAUGUGUUGGAUAGUUUGAAACAAACAUUUCUCAACUUUGCACAAUCUGCUGACAAAGUUUCAGGUCCGGUUGCCAUUAUCGCAGUCGGAGCAGAAGUUGCAAGGUCUAAUAUUGAUGGAUUAUACCAAUUUGCAGCUGUUUUGAAUAUUAAUCUUGCAGUGAUUAAUCUUCUUCCUUUGCCAGCAUUAGAUGGUGGUACCUUGGCAUUGAUACUUAUUGAAGCAGCUAGAGGAGGGAAAAAACUGCCUACUGAAGUUGAGCAGUUGAUCAUGUCUUCUGGUAUAACUCUUCUAUUGUUUCUUGGGCUAUAUCUUAUUGUUCGAGACACUUUAAAUCUCGAUAUUAUUAAAGAUGUAUUGUGAUUGUUGACUAACACUUAGGUGUUUUGUGAAAUUUGAAGUUCAUUUGUGAUUAUGGGUUAUAAGGAACUCUUUGUUGAUAUGAUAAAUGUUUUUGCUCGAUCGCAUUCACAUGAA
Molecule: messenger RNA, 1579 nt
Organism: Amaranthus tricolor (Joseph's coat)
Lineage: Eukaryota; Viridiplantae; Streptophyta; Magnoliopsida; Caryophyllales; Amaranthaceae
Product: membrane metalloprotease ARASP, chloroplastic-like
Exons: 1
Coding region: 125-1465 (446 amino acids)
Biological process (GO): proteolysis
Cellular component (GO): membrane
Molecular function (GO): metalloendopeptidase activity; protein binding
Source: RefSeq, a predicted model, not a curated record